Rubroshorea leprosula is the source of this 720-nucleotide messenger RNA. NCBI's taxonomy places the organism in Eukaryota, Viridiplantae, Streptophyta, Magnoliopsida, Malvales, Dipterocarpaceae. The record is from the annotation of a GenBank genome assembly.
GGAGCGAUUAGUACACUUGCUAGGGUGAUUUUAGUGCAUCAAGGGUCAUUGUCCCAAUUGCAACGAAGUUCACUGGCAAAGAGAGGGGCUUCUCAAAAUUGCAACGUAUGGGAAUUGGCCUCUUUAUUUCUAUCCUGUGUAUGUCAGCUGCCGCUUUGGUAGAGAUUAAGCGAUUGCAGCUUGCUAGAGAGCUUGGCUUAGUUGAUAAAGAUGUUGCUGUGCCAAUGAGCAUCUUUUGGCAAAUACCCCAAUAUUUCUUGUUGGGGGCUGCAGAGGUCUUUACAUGUAUUGGACAGCUUGAGUUCUUCUACGAUCAAUCUCCAGAUGCCAUGCGGAGUCUAUGCAGUGCAUUGUCACUUCUAACUACAUCUUUAGGGAAUUACCUGAGCUCUUUUAUUCUGACUCUGGUAACUUAUUUUACGACAAUGGGAGGAAAGACAGGUUGGAUCCCGGAUAACCUGAAUGAGGGUCAUCUUGACUAUUUCUUCUGGCUUUUAGCUGGUCUCAGCUUCCUGAACAUGCUGGUCUAUAUUGUCUGUGCUAAGAAGUACAAGCAGAAGAAGGCUUCUUAAAUCUUUUUUAUACAGUUGCGAGGAAGUCAAUCGUUGAAAUGAAAUUCACUGCAAUGUACAUAAUUACCACAUAUUUGAUGAAACUAUAUAUAUAUGUAUCAUACCGGAUAAGUUGCAUUUUCUAUGAUAAUAAGAUGGGCGGUUAUUA